This is a messenger RNA of Aspergillus sclerotioniger CBS 115572, 1761 nucleotides long. RefSeq lists its product as uncharacterized. The transcript is spliced from 2 exons. The record is from RefSeq and is a predicted model, not a curated record. NCBI's taxonomy places the organism in Eukaryota, Fungi, Ascomycota, Eurotiomycetes, Eurotiales, Aspergillaceae. Bases 1 to 1530 code for a protein of 509 amino acids. Gene Ontology annotation, molecular function: zinc ion binding; DNA-binding transcription factor activity, RNA polymerase II-specific. Gene Ontology annotation, biological process: regulation of DNA-templated transcription.
AUGGUCCGAGUGCCACGCGGCUGUCAGGCCUGCGCUGAGGGUCAUCUUCAGUGUGACGGCAAAUCCCCCUGUGGCCACUGCAAAGGCCGCAAUGUGCCCUGCCUGACUCAGGCUCGCACCUUCAAGUUCCGCAACGAAGUGCCAGCGCUGCAACAACGCUACCGUGCCUCGCCCCCUUCGUCCACCUCCACCUCCACCUCGUCCAACUCCACUGCAUCCACCGCAACUAAUAGCAGUCCUUCCCUUCCCUCUACCCCCCGCUCAGGCCCGGCCCGCGGGCGCGACGUGCAAUUCGCCCCUGUGCCGCUGCCGCUGCCGCUGCCGCUCCCUAUGGACGAGUCGGUCUCGCCUUCGCUGACCGUCACGGCGGUCGCCGCCCAGCAGACCCAAGUCUUCACCAACUACGUCCUCACUGCCUUCCCUUGCUUCUUCAAAUGUACCGAAACCCGUGUGCCUGUCAACUGGGUCGAAUAUGUCGACCGCCGUCGUGGUGCGAUGAACUCGUGCUUCGACUGGGCCAUCCGCGCCUGCACCCUCGCCUACUCUGGCGCCCUCUACAAUGUCCCUGAAUUUCACGACGCUGCGCGCGCCUUCUACACCCGUUCUUUACGCGGCCUCGCCGGGCUCCUUGCCGACGAGUCGACCGCCAAAUCCGACGAAGCCCUCUCCACCGCCAUCGUGCUCGCCGUCUUCGAGAAACACCACUGCACCGGUCCCCAGGCAUGGAUUCACCAUGCUCACGGCAUUCGCGCACUGCUAAAACUCCGCGGCCCCAAAGCUCAUCUCCAUGGCUUCGGUCGCGCCAUGUACAUUGUCUACCGCCCGAUCCUUAUCGCUGCCGCCCUCAUCGAAGGCGAAGCCUGCUUCCUCGAAGAACCCGAAUGGCAUUCCCUCAACGAGCAAAUCUCCAACGACAAUGCCAAACUCCCAGACUCUUCCCUAUAUACAGACGUAGUCGACCGAGGUCUACGCGAAAUCAUCAAGAUCCCGGGCUACGUCAAACGCAUCCGCGAACUGAUCGCCCUUCCCUUGGCCAAACGCGCCAAACUCGAGCCCCCGCUUCUCCAGAGCGUGCAGGCCACCCGUGCCGCCCUCCGCGGCAUCCACACCGAAUUCGGCGUCUCCAUAUCCAUGCUACGAGCCGGCCAUGCCAAACCGCGGGGCUUCAUCGGCCCCCUCCCCGAAUUCUUCUUCGAGGGCUACUCAGCCCAUGUCACGCGCGGCGUGCACUCCGCCCUACUGAUCCUCGAUUACCUGGUCGUCAUGCUCGACCCGAGUCAGCGCUCCACAACCCUCCCGAGAGAGCCCCGUCGGUUAUCCUCCCCGCCAUCGCCGUCCCCGGCGGAAAGUGCCAGUCCUACCCCGUCGUACGAUUCACCCAUGACUCCGCCCAGCUCGCCAGGCCAGCCCCAGCUCGUGGUCGAGUCACUCAUCACCCCGAAUUACAAACAAGGGCCCACGACAGACUGGAUGGACCAGUUGACUUCGACAAUGGGGAUGGAUGGCGUGCGGGUACGCAUUGUGGAAUAAUUCCGGGAGCGUUUGGCGUUUGGUCUGGUUUCGGUUUGAUACCCCUGUAUGCAUGUAUGUAUAUGGCGAAGAAUGUAGAUGGGUGGGUUGGUAGGUGGAUGAGAUGCACAAAAUAACGGCCGAUGGAUGGGAGUAAAUGGGUCUAGGUAUACAAUAGGUACAUAGUUUGGAGAUCUAAGGAGUAAAUAUGUUGGAAUUAUUACCUUCAGAACAGUCCAUACAUUCUUCCCC